This is a messenger RNA of Besnoitia besnoiti, 5493 nucleotides long. RefSeq names its product pentatricopeptide repeat domain-containing protein. Gene Ontology annotation, molecular function: protein binding. The record is from RefSeq and is a predicted model, not a curated record. The transcript has 7 exons. NCBI's taxonomy places the organism in Eukaryota, Apicomplexa, Conoidasida, Eucoccidiorida, Sarcocystidae. The coding region runs from base 1 to 5493 and encodes 1830 amino acids.
AUGGCGCGCGCGGAAAGCUCUGCCGCUCUCGCCCUGCUGGGCGACUCGAAGCAGACGGCAGAGGGCGUGUCACUGGCGUCUGCGAAGGCUACGGCCCUUCUGGACCAGCUUCUUCAGGGCCUGGGCGGGGAGGAGAAGGACGUCGCUGGCGUAGUUUUGCAGCACUGCUUGUCUGCACUGGAGAGCGAAGCUUUGACCGAGCAGGCGGAUGCGGCAGGAGCCUCCGGCUCGGCGAAGGUUCCUGCAGAAGGCGCGGACAAGUUGGGGACCAGCGCUAGCGUGGAGAAGGAGCUUCUGCUCUCGGCAGCCGCGGCGCUGCGGCACCAUUUCCGCCCGAGCGACUCGCGACCCGCCUCCGCCCGCGACGCCGCGUCGUAUGCUCAUCCGGGGCCCUGCUGCGCGUCGUGUUCGUCGCCGGUCUGCAGACGAGCGGGCGCGGGUUCAGAGAGGACCGGCGCCAUCCCCGCCCUCUGCGAGUGCGCGUGCGCGGCUGCCAAGCAGCGCGUCAUCUCUGCAGCGCGGACCGCGACCGCGGUCGCCGGCGCCUGCGUGGCGCCGGAGACGCAGGCGAAGGUCUUUGCACUGGUUUCCACUGCAGCGGGUGCAGCAGCCACGGCGGCUGCCGCUGCUGCGACUGCGUCGCCAGACUUUGCGAGCGCGGCGUCGACAGUCGCCUCGAACCUUAUCUGCGCGGCGGUGCGCGCGCAGCUGAAGGCCAAGCCGCCGAGCGGGGCCGCGCCUCCCGACAGCAGCGUGACCGUGCUUGCGAGUAUCAUUGCCAGUCUUUACGGCGCCGACUCUUCUUCAGCUGCUGAGGCGGGCGCGGCGACUGCGGAGGCGUCAGAGAGCCCCGGCAAGGCCCUGGAGAAGAGCCCGCAGGCGCUGCCGAUUCCGGUGCGCAGGGAGAACGACCGCGUGGCGGAGGAAGACGCGUCGCACUUCCCUCUCCCGGUGUCGACGCUGCGGGUGCUGCUGAGCCACGCGGAGAACACGCGCGACGAGGAGCUGCUUCUGUUGCUGCUGGCGAUUGCGCAGCACUCGUCGCCUGCGCCCCGCUCCGCGGGCUCCAGUCCUCGACAUUUGUCGAACGAACUGGCGCGGGCGGCAGCGCGCGAGGCGCUCCCAGUAUGUGCAGAAGGAACCCAGUGCAGCGCGUUGUCGGGCGGCGACAGGAAGACGCGCCCGUACCUGACUUUCUCCGACAGCUCCGCAGUAGUUGUGCGCGGCGUGGGCGCGGCGAAUGCGACCUGGCGCGGCUUCUGCAUCGGCGCCGGGCGCGACGGCGCCGAUGCGAGCGAGACGUUCGAGAAGGCGGAUUCGAAGAACGCGGCCAGCAAUGGCGGAGCGGAAUGCCAAUCGAAAGUCGCGAAGAAAUGCGGUAUUGACGUGGAAAAGGCGCUCCAGGUCUCUGGCGUCCCCUUUAAAACCGGCAUCUUUGCGCCCACCGACGACGACAAGGCGCUGGGUGACGAGUGCAGCGUCGCCGCGACGCGCACGAGCACCAUGAAUGACGGGGGGAACGUUCCAGUGACUGUCUCCUUCAGCGCGUGUGGAUAUGGAGCCACAGUCUCGACGAUGACGAGCGACGACUACUGGGGAGAGGAGGGGCAGUACGGCACCGCCUUUCCCGUGCUUGACGUGAAGGAGACUUCGCGACUCAAGAAGGAAGGGGUUUCACAAGUGGGCGCCGCCGUAGCGACGGCGAGCGGGGACCCAGUCGUUCUGUCUCUUACGACUGACGGCGUCUCCACGUCCUCGUGUUGCUCGUCCGAGUUGUCCUCUGUUGCGGCGUCGUCCUUCACCUGCGUCUGCGGGCGCGCCGCCUGCCAGCUGUGCGGCUCAAGCGAAGAUCCGCUGCGCGCGGGAACGGCGGAGGCGACGGCGGAGCAUAUCAGUUUAGUCGAGUUGCUUCGCAAGGCACAGUGCCAGCCUCCGCCCGGGCUCUCCAUCGGCGCCGGGUGCCGCGCCGCCGUCGAGAACCGCCUGGCUGCGGAUGUCUGCAGAGCGGCGGCGGGCAGAGAACAGACUCCGCCGAAACGAGACGUCGAAAGGCGUGCGGGCCCUGGCCAACAAGAGACGCCCGAUGCGACUCCGGAGGCGCAGGAGCCGAAGCGGAAUUCUGCCGAGGAUGGCGAAUUGCUGGCGGCGGCUGCCCUUCUGAGAACACUCUCGCUGCGGUGCAACGGAGAGAGCGACGUCUCCGGCGCCGUCCCUCAGCUCUCGGAAGCUGACACUGAUCUCGCGCGGCGCUUCUUGCAUUUGUUGCAAACGUGCACGCAAGCUCAGCACCUGGCGAAGGCCUCGCCAGGCGGGCGCACGGAGCUAGCCAACGGCUCUGACUCGACAGAGACUGCGGCGGCGACGGAGGCUGCGCCGCUGGGUCAGGCGGAGGCGGGCGCGGUGGUCGAUCGCGAAGUGCCGAAGAACGACGCCUCGUCCACCGAAGCGCACAGUGCGGCUGACUCCGGUGUGCAUGCAGGCGCGGCCGUGGCGGGAUCUCAGGCGAUGUCCGGGGGGGGGAACAGCGGCGGGCACUCGAAGCCGGUGCCGCUCGCGACUGAAGCUGCGGCGGCUGCCAGCGCCUCGGCAGCACAAGGACUGCCUGGUGAAGAGGCCUCUCGCACUGCGCUGCAAGCGGCAAGUCAAGAGGAUGUCAGCGGCGCUCCGCGCAUUGGCGGAUGGCCAGAAGAGCGCACUGGUGACGACGUCUACCGCUACGGCGUUCUGCUGCGGCACUUGGGCCGAACGGGCAAGGUGAAGGCCUGCUGGACGGUGUGGAGCAAGCUGAAGAACACGAAAGGUAGGGCCUCUUCGACUCUGCGACUCAGGUUCGAACGGAUUCUCCUCGCGUCUGCGCAGAAGUGGAGAUCCGAGGAAACACCCGCUUCGUUGUUGUUCGUUCUCGCAGGUCUGCAGCCAAACGCUGUCGCGUACGGCUGCAUGUACGACGCGCUGGUGAGCAACGGCCGAGUCGUCGAGGCGCUGGAACUCUUCGAGGAGAUGAAGCGAGAGGGACAAAUUCAGCCAAACACAAUCAUGUACUCCACCAUCAUCAAGGGCUUUGCACAAGCCAAACAGCUGGACAGGGCGCUCAAGAUGUACGCCGAAAUGCAGGAAAAUGGCGUGGCCAUCAACACGGUGACCUUCAACUCCAUCGUGGAUGCCUGCGCGCGUGUCGGGGCGAUGGACAAAGCAGCCAUGCUUCUCGAGGACAUGCUUUCUCAGGGAAUCAAGCCUGACUUGAUCACUUUUUCUACGAUUAUCAAGGGGUACUGCGUACACGGCGAAAUGAACAAGGCGCUUCACCUUUUGACGGCGAUGCGGGAGAGGCAAAUCAAGCCCGAUGGCGUGCUUUACAACUCCCUUCUCGAUGGCUGCGUCAAAACUGGGCGGGUGUCGCUCUGCGAGUACCUCUGGGAGGAGAUGCAGAGGGAGGACAUUGCGCCCUCGAACUUCACACUGACCAUUCUGAUUAAGAUGCACGGGCGGCUGUAUCAGCUGCAGAAAGCGUUCGACCUCGUCAAGGAGCUGCCGCGGAAGUAUGGCUUCAGCAUCAACGCGCAUGUCUACACGUGCCUGAUGGCGGCUUGCAUAGUCAACCGGGAGUACACCCUGGCCUUGGAGGUUUACGAUUGCAUGGAGCGCGAUGGCGUCCGCGGAGACCCCAAGACGCUGAGCACCAUCGUCGGCGGCUGUGUGAAGGGCCGCAUGAUUCGGGAAGCUGUACGAAUCGUCGACAGGGCCCUCGAUCAGAUGGCACCUCCGAGUGCGGCGGCGCCGCACUCCCACGGAGGCGACGUAGGCGUCUCUCCACACACGGGGCCCGCGUUGGUGGACGAGAAGACACUUCGAUUCAUUGUGCAGCAGACGAAGGCCCACGGACUCGGAGAGGAGCUGGGACUGCCUCUCGUUCACAAGGCCAUCGGCGUUGGGUUGCUGCGGGGGCGAAACGCAGCUGCGGCGUUCCACUCCCUGGGGAAUUCGUCGACGCAGGCGCUGUCUUCUUUUUGCUCGGGAUCGGCACUAGGGGGCCUGAGACAGCGCAAUGCGGGCCGCUUCGCCGGCGACGCGCCUCCUCCGUGUCACCGACGCCAGGGCUACGGCUUCGACGGGAAGAACGGCAACAUGGUGUCCGCUUACCACGGGGAAGCUGAAGCGAACUGGCAGUCCGUCUCGGGGCCCGCCGCCUCGCAUCAUGCGCAGAUGUCGAGCCGGGCGGGCGCGCCGGCGAGCGGGCACCCCGGCGGCCGAUUCUCUCAGCGGCAUCCGCGAGACGCCGUAGAGGACAGCUUCUUCUCUGCGUCCUUCGAGGCGCUGCCGUCGGUGCGCACCCACGCACCAAGCGACUUGAACUGCACCGGCAGGAAGGCCUGCGGGGGCCACGUGGAGCGGAGACCGGCAGACGCGGGCGCCGCAUCUGCUGGCUGGCGCGGAGAGGGGCGCGCGGAAAGCGCGUGGUGGAGUGGCGGGGGCGGCGCUCAGCGCGGCGCGAGUGACCUGUCCGCCCCAGAAGCGGCGCCGCUGAAUGCGCGGCUGCACGAGAGUUGCUUGGGCGGGGGAUGUGCCGUGGUGCGAGGCGGCGCUUCUGCCGCGGUCAGAGGCGGUCAGGAGCGACAGGUGCAGGGGUCAGCGGGCUGUGGAGGCGACGGGUUUUUUCUGCCGACUCUCCUCAACGUCCACCUUGCGGACGCCGGCGAGGUGUCCGGGAGCUCUGCACAGACAGUGCUGGAGGAGACUGUCGCAGGGCGACUGCGCGGGGGCGCGGCCGCGGACGGCCAGGCAGGAGGCAGCUGCGGGUCCCACGCGGCGGACGCGAGGGGAUUCGGCGCCCGCGCGUUGCCGCCAGGCUUGGGCGACUCGGAGAUGUUCAAGUCGGGUCAGAGACGAUUUUUGUGUGGAGGCGGCGUCGGGCCUUUCGGCGCCUCGACCGCCGCCUUCGCUGCGCCGUCUCAGCAGCAGCAGGUGUCGUCAACGGCGGUCGAGGACGGCGUGGCGUCAUUCCUCUGUGCCCGCGAGCAGCUCCUCGCGGGCUCGUCGGCGCAGGACAACUUUGGCUACUUCUCCGCGGCAGCGAGGCCGCUUGCCUGCGGAAAAGAUAAGGGGGGUCGCCAGCAGCCUGAGCCCCGUAGGCUGGGCGGCCAUACGUUUUUAAGUGGUCCAGACUGCGCGGCGGCCUCCCACGCAGCAGGGAGGGUCUUCGCAGAGCCCAGCCCCGUGUGCAGCAACUGGGUGGGGGGCGGCGCGGACGGCCAGUGCGCGGCAGAGCCCCAGCGGGGCGCCGCCGCAGGGAGCUGUGCAGAGCGCGUCCGCCCCUCCAUCCACGCGCAGCCGCAGCUGCCGCCGUACUGUGGGGCGGGGAGCGCGGUGUGCGAGUCGCCCGGUGGGAGUGGCGGCUCGGGCAUGGGCGCCGCGGCGGGCCGGAGGCGGCGCCAUGCGCCGGGUCAGUACAUGUGGAAACCCGAGGGGAAACCGGUUCAGAAGGAGAGCUGCUAG